AUGGCCUCCAUCAAGGGUAAUUCUGUCUCAAUAGCUGGCCACGACAUUGUAAAACUUACACCGUCCACAAUUAUCAUCCCUCAAAAAGAUUAUCAAGACAAAGAGGCAUCGGACGAUUCUAAAUUGAAGGCCAUUUGGGAUGAGCAGAUAAGCGCGAAGAAUGCAUCGGUCGCAUAUCGUGAAGCACAUGUUCUUUUGCUAUCAUGGGAUCAUAAAGAUGAUGACCUCCAUGUACAACAAGAGGUGGCAGAUCUUGAGCAUGUCUUCCAGGAUAUUUUCAAAUACAAAACAACAAAAAAGAUUCUGCAGCAAAAUCCGAAGAAGCAUCCACAGACUCAGAUAAACCUAUAUCUUGCCGAGUUUGUUCACAGUCACGAUGAUCCAAAUACUCUUCUAAUUGUCUAUUAUGCCGGGCAUGGAAAGCUUACGGAUGGGGAGAAUGGACUAGCUUUAACUGGAUCAACAAGUAUUCCAGAUGAAGACGAUGAGUUACAUGAGAUUGUCUGGAGCUCCGCGGAACACAACAUACAAAACACCCAAAGCGAUGUUCUUGUUAUAUUCGACUGCUGUAAUGCUGGCGAAAUGGAUCGCGGAGUCCGCGGUGCUGACUUUACUAGAAGAGCAUUCGAAUACAUGGCUGCAACUUCUCAGAGAUCCACCACCAGAAAGCCAGGCCCUCAAUCAUUUACCGCCGCUCUCAUCUGGGCCCUGAAAGAAAUGGUUCUUUCCAAACCCGGAAAGCGUUUCAGUACGCAGGAACUGAUCCGAAAGAUCUCCCAAGCACCUAAGUUUCCUAGAGCCCAGGCUCCAAGAUUAACGGAGAGAGGCCCGAUAGGGUCUUUGAGAAAAAUUGUCCUUGUCCCUCUCGAUCAACAGUUAAUAUCUGGGGUCCCGGAAGAGAAAAACAUGGAACUGAUGGAUGAGAUAAAACUUAAAGAAACGCUAAGUCUUCGAUUCGUCUUUAAUGGGAAAAUCACCAGAAAGAUAAUCAGAGAGCUCGCGAAAGAUGUGUCCAAUCUCAUAAGCGAAGGAGAUUUUGUGGCAUCUACAGUUCUUUGGGAGGGAUUAAAUACUUCUAAUUCGAUCAAGAAAACAUUCCGUGAUGUUGUCAGUCAUGUCAUUGGGCAGAACCUAUCAAGAAAACGAGAUAGAUCCAAUUUAGAUGGCGCGCAAUUCUCACCCAUAACACCCAUGACACCUGUUACACCUACAUUACAACAAGAAUCAACAGUGUCAUCCGAAGAUAGCAUCGAUGUUACGCUCAGUCCAGAGCGGUCGCUUUCAAGUCCUACACCAGAGAUCGGAACUAGUGGAGGCGUGAGAAGCGAGGAAAAUGGAUUUUCAGACUCAUCCAAGAAGAGAAAACGAGAGGAUGGGACGACGAAUGACACGGGAAGUGUUGAUCCGAUAUCUAAUCUGUCACAUACAGCACGCGAGAUGAGACAGAAGAGACGUCAGUCUGGUCAUCGGAGCAUUUAG
Molecule: messenger RNA, 1479 nt
Organism: Botrytis fragariae
Lineage: Eukaryota; Fungi; Ascomycota; Leotiomycetes; Helotiales; Sclerotiniaceae
Product: putative homeobox domain containing protein
Exons: 3
Coding region: 1-1479 (492 amino acids)
Biological process (GO): proteolysis
Molecular function (GO): cysteine-type endopeptidase activity
Source: RefSeq, a predicted model, not a curated record